AUGCUAACAUACAACAACGCAUAUAAUCAAGCAUCCAGCACUGAUUCGGUCAGUACUGAAUCGCCGAGGGAUACAAAAGGAAUCGAUGCAUCGCCGGUCUACGACAACAGCAUCAACCAGGCGAUCGUGUACGCACAUCAUCCGUAUGCAAAUUCCUCCUACAACAAUAACGACGAGAUAUGCAUUUUGAUACAACAGCAGGAUUUGUGUGUGCUGCCGAGUGAGAGUUUCAUCUACAUUCAGGGAAAAGCUUUCAAAAUUAAUGUCGGAAUAACAUCUACGUUGAAAAAUUAUAUUUCGCUGGAUCAGAGUAAGAAAAAUGCCAUGGAAAUAUUUGGAUGGAAGGAUGGUGGAUAUAAAAGCAACCAUCACACGGAAGAUUAUAAGAAAAUUGUUACUAACGCUCGACACGAGCUCAUUAUCAUACGAAGCAGAACCGAUAAAAAUUGCUACAAAACUGGUGCGGCUGCGGAAGACAUGCGUUUGGAAAUAACAAAAUUACAAUGGAGAAUACCGCAUGUGAUGCCAUCGGAUGUUGUAAAGCUGUCGCUAUUGAGAAUAUUGGAGAAAAAUCAACCGAUACAGAUGUGCUUCAGAUCUUGGUCGUUGCACGAAUAUCCCAAUUUACCGAAAUCUAAAAUGCAAGUUUGGCCCAUCAAAAUAGCAACGCAACUGGAAAAACCAAGAUAUGUGAUAUUUGCAUUGCAAAGAAAUUGGAAGGAAAACGUGAAGAAUCAUGCGAGUUAUUUCGACCACUGCGAUUUACGCAACGUUAAGCUAUUUCUGAACAGCGAUUCAUAUCCAUAUGAAAAUCGAAACGUAAGCCGUAAAAAUGAACAAUUUGCUCUACUGUACGAUAUGUAUGCUAAGUUCCAGUAUUCGUAUUAUGGAACUGUGAAUAGACCCAUUCUGGAUAUGCAAACUUACAUUAAGGAUGCACCAAUAAUAGUGAUAGAUUGUUCGCGACAAAAUGAAUCUAUAAAAAGUGCUCCAGUUGACAUACGAAUAGAAUUUGAGAGCGAAACGGAUAUAGAGGAUGGUAUGGCUGCAUAUUGUCUCAUACUGCACGAUCGAAUCGUCGAGUACACACCUCAAACGAACGUUGGAUUUAUCGGCGUUAGGAAUAAAUUCGUAGUGAAAGAAGUCGCAUUUUAUGAGAACGUAGCAAAGACUAUGAGUCAUGACAUAUUUCGAGAUCCAUACGCCUGA
Diprion similis is the source of this 1209-nucleotide messenger RNA. RefSeq lists its product as uncharacterized. The record is from RefSeq and is a predicted model, not a curated record. Lineage: Eukaryota; Metazoa; Arthropoda; Insecta; Hymenoptera; Diprionidae. Bases 1 to 1209 code for a protein of 402 amino acids. The transcript is spliced from 5 exons.